GGAAUUAUAGAUAAUAUGCAAACGUUCAGUAUUGUGAAAUAUAAGUGAAAUCUUAUGGUGUUUUUUUUCUUCUGUCCUUCCACAGAAAGAUAAACAUGCAUCUAAAAGUUGUGGUCUUCACCCUAUCAUGCUUGACAACUUCAGCAUUCCCACUCCACCGUUACACCAGGGAGGCAACCUGGACUGAUUCAAAGGACAACCAGGCUCAUGAUAAGACAGAACUCACAAAGGAUGUGGAUAAAAUCUACAAGAGCCACAUAGACAGCAGUGGCCUCUACAACCCAGAUGAUCAACGCAAAAACCCUGUGGCAGAGGAGAUGCAACGCAAAGUCAACAUGGAGUCAGAGCGUCUGCGUACUCGUCUGCGCCAAGAGCUGGCCGAGCUGCAAGAGCGGUUGUCCCCAUCUUCAACCCACCUCAGCUCCACCCUGGCCCGCAUGAGGGAGCGCUUGGCUCCCCUCACCCAGCAGCUCCAGAGCUCUCUCAGCAGCAACACCCAAGAUCUGUGUGGCCAGCUGAGCCUUUAUCUGCAGGCCAUGGAGGCAGCAGAGGCUCAGGCAGAGGUCAGUCCGGCUCUGUACCAGGAAGCCUUCCACUGGAUGAGCCAAACCCUGGAGCAUAGCAGCUCCAAGGUGGCUGACCUCAUCAGCGACUUCCAUACUAAAACUGUCGAGGUGAUUGAACAUCUGAAAGAGAUCAGUGCUAGUGAGCAAGAGGCAGCCAAGUCAGAGCACUGGCAGGAAAUUAGCUUCAGGUUGGGACAGGAAGUGAGUUCUCUGAGGACGGAGGCACAGAACAGGGUGGGGGCUCUCAAAGCAGAGCUUACUGCUCUGCUAGAAACUUCACGGCUUGGUAAGGCUGAAGUGAGCGACAGUAUGGAGCGGUUCUGCCAAAAUGCAGCCCUGCAGAGCCAAGUGUUUCAGGCCCGGAUGGAGAGUCUGUUUCAGCAGCUGGAAAGGGAGCUGGAGGUCCAGGGAGCCCCCAGCCUGUCUCCUUCUUCCACCGCUUUGUCCAUACAGCUAGGUGGCCUUUUGCAGGAAGACUUCUCACUUAAACUCUCCGCUCUGAUCCAAGACAUUCAGCUCUCAGUGUAG
Molecule: messenger RNA, 1094 nt
Organism: Cottoperca gobio
Lineage: Eukaryota; Metazoa; Chordata; Actinopteri; Perciformes; Bovichtidae
Product: apolipoprotein A-I
Exons: 3
Coding region: 96-1094 (332 amino acids)
Source: RefSeq, a predicted model, not a curated record